AUGACCAAUCAAAAUAUAGCACAUGUUUAUGAAAAUAAAACUGCUGAUUUAACACUUGGUCGUAUAUCAAUUGAUCCAAUUCCCGGAUACACCAUCCGAAAAUCUAAUUCUGUUUUUUUGGCAACAAAUCGAAAUCACGUUUGUGGUGCUGCCUCUUGUACUUUUCAGCUGGCCACGAAUGAGAACAACGUUCGGGAAGGAUGGAUUUUACAUCAGCAUAAUUUGAUAGAAUGGAUACCGCCAGUCGCUCAUCGCUUAAUUCAUACAGCAAAAGAUAUGUAUUGUGUCCAGGUUAAAGGCGAUUGUGGAGCAGAUGUUCCAAUUUAUCGGCACGUUGGUAUAACUAAAGACGGCUUUCAUUAUUUGUACACAAUUGGUGAAACAGAUUACAUAAAAGGAUAUUUUAAAGAAGCUGUUCCACUGUGUUAUGGAUGGAAUACCACACGGUUUGCAUCAGAUCCAAGCAUAAAAAAAGAUGACCAGUGUGGUAGUAUAUCAUCGGACGACCUGGAUCCUCUAAACGUUUUCGACAAUGGAAGAAAUGGUGCAUUUCGUGACCACUACUACACCACGAGAAUUCCGACACGAACAGAGCUUGAAGAUCCAAUAUCUGAGUUUUCUGGAUACACACUACUGGAUGAUCUCGGUCUAGUCGCCAGAAAUCGGUCCAGUUGUAAGUGCCUCCAAAAAAUGAAACAGCUCGUUGAUAAUCAAACUGGAGUUCUAGGAAGACUUGAUCACAAGUUUGUUACCGAAGGUAAAGAAGUUAAACGUCCUUUCGAGAAGUAUAAACCAACUGGAGAAGUAUUUUACUGUGCUACUAAGAUGAACGCAUGUGGUGCUACGAUUCCAGUCCGCAAAUAUUUCAAUUAUGCCAGCAUUGAUACCAUCUACACAGUAAAUACCGAUGUUAUACCAGAUUUUUCAUCUGCGUUUCCAGAAGGAGUUCUAUGCUAUAUUUGGGAUCCAUCAUACAUUGAUCCCGAUGAAUCAGCGAUGAUGCAAUCUAUAACGAAAGAACGGGGAUGUAGCCGCCUUCCAGCGAUUAAACAUGGAUUUAUUGAGUACAGUGAGGAAGUUAAUAAAAAUAGUGAUGUCGCAGCCGGUACAACAGCAACUCUGCAUUGUUACGCAGGUUACAAGCCAACAUUAGACUUAGAGUUGACCUGCCUUAGCACAGGGUCCUGGUACCCAGCGUCAAGCUUUAGUGACUGCUAUAAGGAUACCUUAGGUUGUCAAAUACUUCAAAAUGUCGCUCACGGUAAGAUCCACUAUAGCGCUAAUUUAAAUGAUAAUAACUUAUAUCCAAUUGGAGUAACAGCAGAACUGAAAUGUGAAGACGGGUACGAACCAAAGCAAGACGAACAGUUACUAUGUCUCGGGACAGAUGCUUGGUUCCCAGCACCUAAAUUCAGAGGCUGCGUUGCUAGAAACAAGGACUGCUCGCCGAUUCCAAAAGUAAACAAUGGAGAAAUUACGUACACAAGUCCGCUGGUUAAUAACUCCGUCCCAUCCCUCUCUUUGGCUUACUUAGAAUGUAAUCGAGGAUACACUGCUGGAGCUGUAUCGCAAGCUUAUUGCCUUUCAAAUGGUACAUGGUUCCCAAAAGCAGUGCUUUCAGACUGCAAACCCAGAACAUAA
Molecule: messenger RNA, 1641 nt
Organism: Enterobius vermicularis (human pinworm)
Lineage: Eukaryota; Metazoa; Nematoda; Chromadorea; Rhabditida; Oxyuridae
Source: the annotation of a GenBank genome assembly